ACGUUACCUCACGGCAGCGACCAUUUUCCGGGGAAAUAUUGCUUCCAGAGAGGCUUAGGUGGCUGUCCGAGAUCUGCAAACCCGCGGCUCGAGUCAGUUUGUCGAAUGGAUUCCUGACAACGUUUCCGUGACGCUCGUGUCUGUUCCACCCGUCGGACAGAAGCAGGCUGCUGUGGCUUUAUCGAAUUCGACCUCCAUUCAGGAGCUCUUCCAGCGCACCCAUGAGACGUUCAGUGCCAUGUAUAAACGCAGGGCCUUCCUGCAUUGGUACACCGGAGAGGGCAUGGACGAAAUGGAGUUCUCCGAGGCCGAGAGCAAUUCGCAGGAUCUCAUUGCCGAGUAUCAGCAAUAUCAAGAAGCUACAGCUGACAGCGAGGAAGACUAUGAGGAGGAGGAGGAGGACAUGUGAACGCCAUCAUAGAGUUGGUUUACAACCUUGGAGGAGAGAUUUAAUUUCGUUCAUUAACACAGGAACGCACUGCUUCGGCUACAUACCGCAACAUUUAUCCUCAAAAGAUCAUUCCUCAUAAUUUGGGUCUCGGUCUCAGUGUGAUAGAACGCCUCUUGGCAAAAGAAGUAAAUUACACACGUGACCCUGUCCCUCGUGAUGGUCGUGACGGUGACAGCUCGGACAUGACGUGAGAACGGCCUCGGCCCGUCGGCCAGGCGCUGCCCACCUUUUCUCACCUCCUCUUCCUCAUGAGCUGGCCUCAGCGCAGCUGUACAUGUCAACCUCCCAACUCCGCGCGCGCACGCUCUCGAAACUCGAACUGACCGUCUCUGUGGCCCAGAGCCUCAAAUGGCCCGCUACCCAGCACUCGAUACCCACCGCCAAUUCGCUGUGGCCGCAGGACGUUUCCCCGGAGGAAGAGGAGAAGGAGGAGGAUGGCGAAGACGACGACGACGACGACUUGCUGACCAUCCCGGCCCACUUGACGCCGAGUCGACUCACCUUCAGCGGUGGGCGGAGUGAGUAUCUGUGGCGCCCUGAGAGCAGGACACCCAACACCGCACACACGUUCGGCUUCCCUCUCUCCGCACGGACCAACAACACCUUCUUCGACCUCCAAGCCGGUGGCGCCGGCGCGUCUUCGUCCUCCGCCGACGCCGACGCCCGCAGCGCACUCGAGCGCCACAAGCGGCGGCUGCGGCGGGACACCACCGCGGAGGCGGACCUCCUCCGCAUCACGGCGUCCGGGGCCCUGCACGAGCUCUCUCCGGCCGAGCUGCAGGCCGCCGUGGCGCAGUUCGCGCACGAGUCCGUCGCCGCGCUGCUCGCCGAUGCGCGUGCGGGCCUGGGCGUGGUGCUGGCCGCGGGGAGGAAGGACCGGUCGCGGUGGAUGGCCGAGCAGCGGGUCGCUGCGCUGGAGGCGCUCCAGGCCCAGAUCGCGCGGCCGGCGGUCGCGGCGGUCGGCCCCAGCGGCGGAUCUGCCCAGCUGCGCCGGGAGACGAAUCUGGUUCGCUUCCUCGCUGCGCGGAGGGGCGGCGAGGCAAAGCUUGUUCCCGUCUUCACCCGCAAGCGGGAUACCCGAGGACGCCCACAGGAGCUGAAAGAGAAGCAGAAGCAAGAGCAGAAGCAAGAGCAGCAGAACCCGAGAUACCGCCCAGUUGCGGAUGAGACGCCGGAACGUCCUUCGCGGAGUUACAAGUCGCCCAUGAAGCUGCAGGUUCCCAGCCCUGAGGCGGCGUCGCCUCGAGAUGGCUGGUCCUGGGAGACCCGGGUGCGGUCUGUGCUGAUGACGCCAGAGCCCAAGCCUGAAAAGCGCACACGGUCGGAGGAGGCCCCUCCUGAGCCGACCCGAUCGCCGUCGUUGAGGAUACGGACGAAGACGCCGAGCUCGGAUGGGGAUACGCGGAUGUCGUUCAUGACGUUGUCAACGCCAACGAGUGGCAACUUCAGCCCGAUCCGUGCAGAAACGCCACUGACAGAAGAAGACGAGGAACAGGAAGAGGAAGAGGAGCGUUACGAGGACGAGGACUACGAAGACUAUCCGACAUUCCGUCCACACGUUGUCCAAUCGGACGCAUUUACCCCUGCUUGGCAGCCCCGUCGGCCACCGACGCCGUCGUCGCGGCUGGCGCCGAUCAGCACCAAAGCGCCGGAGCCGAUGCCCUAUCUGACGCAGGACGCGCAGUACCCGUGGCUGGCGGAUCCCAGUACCUGGGGCGUAUCCCCGUCUCCGUGGCAUGGAGACGGCUGGGUCGUGACACCCGCCUCGGCAUCGACUGCUUCGACUGUGUCUCCAUCGGACCUUGCCACCCCACUGUCAGCUCUCCCUCGGCGUCCGCCGGUGCCUUCGCGGUCUCAGACGUUGCCGUUAACCCCAGCAUCGUCUCUGUUUUCCUCGUCGUCAUCUUCAUCGUCCUCGUCCCCCAGGCGGACCUGGAGUCGGGAGCCUGAGUCGUACCUCCAGGUGUCUUCGCUGGACACCAUCUCCGAGUCGCACACGGGUCCCAAAGCCAGCGCUUCCUCCCGUGCCAAGCCGCUGCCGCCGAUGCCUAGCCCGUCUCCCAAGGCCAGCAGAAGCUUCUUCUCAGGACUGCUGGGCAAGCGGGCCUCACGCGAGGACGACGGCAGCCGCACGAAGAUGAAGAAAAAAGGCAGUCUGCACAGCCUCAGGAACUACGCCUACUAACUGUCGCUUUUUGGUCUCUCUUGGUCUCCGGCACUCUCUUUUUUGUAUUGUACUCUAAUAACAACAAAUACCUCGUGGACAAUUCGCUCACCCCUGCGCGCGCCGUUCUUAGAGAUAUGUUCCGAAGCUCCAGUUGACGGGGAUGUUCGUCGCGUUGGCUGCGUAGAAUGUCGGCUUCACGCGUCGGCCGCCUAGCGCGUGCUGCGCUGCGGACGCAAACUUGAUCAGCGUCGGCUCGCUCCAUGCGGUACCUACGAUCGAGAGGCCGAACGGCACAUCUGCAGUGAAAAAGAAACCGUUAGUCUCACACAUUCUUGGAGACUACGAGACACCGCCUGCUUACGCCAUUCGUCGAUACCGAUGGGCUGCAGCAAAAACGACGUCAGAGUCAUGGAGGCACACGAUCUUCGAAAGAUGCUUACGAUCGUGACAAUGGGGUAGCCGGCCUGCGCCGGGAUGUUCGUCCCCGCGCCGUUGUCGUCCGAGGGGAUGAGCAGCGCAUCGAGAUGCACUUGCUUCCCGUCGAUGAUGGGGUGCAGCGCGUAGUCGAUACCGUCUCUGCGCGAGGUCUUCCGGCACCAUGUCUUCGCACAGCGCAUCAGAAUAGGGGACCUAUACAUGAGAUUCCGCGCGCGUACCAGAGCCUGCUUGUAGGUCGAGUUCUCGAUACCCCCCGUGGCCAGCGACGCGAGCAGUCCGUCCUGUCCCGAUGCGAAGGCCGCUGCGAUGUUCUGCGCCGGGCCAGGGAACGCAUCAGACACGGGACAGAGAAAGGAUGGAACGGAGGACUGACGGGUUGUCCGCCUUCGGCUGCCUGCGCGUCGUUGAAGGCGACGAUAUCCUCCAGCGAGCGGAUGGUCGUGUUGCCCAGCUCAGACAAGUAGGCCUUGAUGUUGUUGUAAAAGUCGACCUGCAGAAAGACAUUCAAUACGUUGCCGUGGAGAGAGGCAAGGAGUGGAGGAGACGGACAUUGACGACGGUGAUCUCACUCUGGUUGGCAGGGCCGAAAGCCCAGUUCCAGCCGGCCGGUGAUACGAUUUCCUGGGAGAUUGGGUAAGGCUUGACAAUGCGCGUAGUGAGCUGAGACCUACAUCGACGUAUUUGUAGUUCGUGUUGUUGUACACUCGAGGAGCAAAUAGGUCAGGAUGCUGGCAAGUCGCUAUGAUUCGGAUGGAAGUCACCUUCAACGCCGUGCUGAAAGACGUCAGCAAACAGGCGUCUGGAAUGCACUCAAGCUACCUUCUUCAGGAUCUCUACGGCCUCCAAGAGGGCCGGAAUUUGGUGGCUUGUAGUUGUCCCCUGCCUGAAACGUGGUCGGCCUGGAACAAAUAGCGCCCGCGGUCGACGACCGCCACUCACCAGAGCCGCUUCCAGGGAAUGCC
Molecule: messenger RNA, 4018 nt
Organism: Mycena citricolor
Lineage: Eukaryota; Fungi; Basidiomycota; Agaricomycetes; Agaricales; Mycenaceae
Source: the annotation of a GenBank genome assembly